CAGUUUUCUGCACCAUUUUAGUCAUUAUUAUUUGAGACAGAAUAGAAAUAUUUUAUGCAUCAAUAACACAAAACAUUGUGUAAUCUGAAUGCGGCAUGACGCUUCUGCUUCCUAAACAAAUAACUUGUAAAGACUUGUAAUGUAGAUUUGUUUUGGUUUGCGGAUAUCUUAUGCUUGGUGUAAGGUUGACUCGUCAUUGUUUCGGUGGCUUCAGGGAAGUUUAAAGUGCUCUAUUUCCAUGCCGUAUUUACCGUAAGAAAACGUGUGGCCAGGCGUAGAGGCCCGAUCCUCUUAUGAAUGACAGUCUGAAUGGCCUGUAAAAUGUCUCAAGCCCGCCCAUAUCAGACCGCUUAACCAAUUAGCUUUAUUCAAGUCACUAACAAACUACAGUGAAAUAUAUUCAAGACUCCUUAUAGAAAAUCGGAAGAUAAACUGUCAGAAACUAAUCCAUAAAAGGCAGCUUUUGAAUUGUAUAAAAUCAUAUGCAUCUAAUGUAAGCCUUACUUUGGAGUGGAUGCUGGGUGAAUGCUAACGUGCAAGCUGCGCUGCCAAAUAAUGGAGAGAGAAAAACAUGGCAAUUUACAGGAUUAGGCUAUAUUUCAAAAUGUUAUCGGCAACUAGCCUUCUAUGGUUAUGUUACAUAGGUAAUGUAAAGCCAUGGACUAUAGUAGGCCUAUAGUUGAAGCCAAGGUCUAAGUUAAAUUAUUUUCACCCUCAUCGAGUCUGUGAUAAACAACUGACGUGUAUUGCGCGUCAUUGAGGUCGCUUCCGUGCGUUUAGAGCCACACUCCGCCAGAAAGAAUUAUGCCGUAUUCGUUCAUAAAUGCUUCGUCAGAGUAUGUGUUUAUGGAACCUACAUAACGUUGAUUCAUGUUAUCCAUGUAUGUUACAUAAGCAACUGGCCUACAUAACUAGCUUAAUCUAAUUUCAGAGACCAUUUGCAUUGCUAUUGUCUCCCAUUGUUUCAAUAUGUGGAAUGUUCGCCUGACCAGAAAACACGUGGGUUGCCAAGUAGUGUGAAGAUAUCCGGCUACUAUUGUUGCAUUUAAAUGGAAUAUGCUCAAAGUCUCUACACAAAGCAGGAGGUGGAUGUGGGCAUGAUGAGCAAGACACCCCCUAACAGAAGAGGGAUAACCUUUGAGGUGGGAGCAACACUAGAGGCCAGAGACACCCUCAAAAACUGGUAUCCGGCCAACAUAGAGAAGAUUGACUAUAGUGAUGAGAAAAUCCUGAUCCACUACCGUCAGUGGAGCCACCGCUAUGAUGAGUGGUUUGACUGGACUAGCCCCUACCUGAGACCUGUAGAGAGAAUCCAGCUGAGACGACAGGGACUGCUGGACGACGAUCCUAUCCCUGGAUUUCAUGUGAAUGACAAGGUCCUCGCCAGUUGGUCCGAUUGCCGCUUCUACCCUGCCAAGGUCUUAGCAGUCAAUAAAGAUGCAUCUUACACCGUGAAGUUUUAUGAUGGAGUCGUCCAGACAGUGAAGGGGAUCCACGUGAAGCCUUUUGUCAGAGAGAGAGGAGGAGGGAAGACUCGGUCUGCUGAGAGGAAUGGAGUCAGGAAGCACCAGAAUGGCAGAGAACGGAGGCCUCAGGAAAACAUCCCCAAGAAUAAAAGGGCCAGACGCAGUACCUCUGACCUGGAGGGAGACAGUGAGACCGAGGAUAAUAAUGAGGUUGAUGAAUGGGACAAGAGGGAGGGACAGGAGAAGACCAAGAGGAAGGACGGUGAGGUGGACGUCACCAAAGAGAGUCCACCCGCGAUUAAGCAGGAGGAACAUACAGAGCAGCAUGCAGGACUGAACGACCUCCGGGAUCACAUGACAGCCACUGUGGGCCCAAAUGGAGUGAAGGUGGAAGAAGACCGAGGACAGAAGGUGGAAGAAGACCGAGGACAGAAGGUGGAAGAAGACCGAGGACAGAAGGUGGAAGAAGACCGAGGACAGAAGGUGGAAGGAGACCGAGGACAGAGUGAGGAGAGGUCUACUCAUAAUUUAAAUGGAGGUAUAAAAAAAGAGGUGGAAAUUAAAACUGAGUACACAGUCCUGAGCUCACCAAAUGAACCUAAGCCAUCCACUGAGUCACCCAAUCAGAUGUCAACACUGACAGGGCCAGUGUCUAUCCCAUUACCCUCAGCUUUGUCCACCAAUGACGGAGUGGAGCAGAAGGCAGCGAGCCAACCGGAGAGCUCAAAAUCUGCACCACUGGACCUCCCAGUGAAACCAAUAAGGAAGCAGGGUUUUCACAACCCCAACAGAUUCAGCAGAGAGCCAUUGUACAGAGUGAUCAAAAACCAGCCUCCCCCAGUCCUGUCCAUCAACUUGGACCACAACCCGUUUAAAUGCAGCGCUGUGGGUUGCACCAAGUCGUUCCGCAAGGCCAAGCUGCUUCACUACCACAUGAAGUACUACCACGGAGAGGACCAGCAGCUAGAGGAUGACCUCAGCCCCACCAGGAGUGUCCAGACCCAGGCCUCAGAGAAGCACCCCUUCCCUACCACUCUGGAGAGUCCUAAGAGGAGACGCACCAUCUCUGCCUCAAUGCACUCCACUGUGCACAGUCCUAUCAGAACUCCCCCGUCUCCACGUAGUGAGGCAAAGACAAUGAGCAGACGCAGGUCAGUGCCACCUGCUGUCAGCACAGAGCCAACACAGAGCCAGCAGCAGAGGGCGCUGCUGAGGGAGAAGAGCAAAGAGAACCAGCUGGACAGGAAUGGCCAGAGACUGGUGGCGACAGAGACGUUUAUGAGCAGUGGCAUGGACUUAGGAUUGGUGAAAGAACGAGACCGGCUGAAGGAUAAGAAACAAACAGACUUCCUUCGCGUUAAACUGAAGAAAAAGAAGAAGAAAAAGAAGGCCAAGUCUGAGUGCACAGGUAGUGAGGAGAAUAUUGACAUCUCAAUAUUCGAUCUUCAGUCCAAAUUGAAUUUUCCACUCAAAUUCCCCCUCUCACACAAUCACAAGCCUGAGUUAUACCACUGCAGGCCCGGAUACAACCAGUCAGAGCAGAUACACGUGGAUGAUGAGGAUAGCAUCAGUGAUUGGUCAACUGACAGCUGUGGGUGGAGUGAUGAUGAGCAGGGGGCGGAGCUGGACGUCACUACUCCACCCCUGAAUCUGGGCUCUGUUGCCUUGGAGACGGGCGCUCAGGAGAUUGUGCGUUGCGUCUGUGAGGUGGAAGAGGAAAACGAUUUCAUGAUACAGUGUGAGGAGUGUCUGUGCUGGCAGCAUGGCACCUGCAUGGGCCUCCUGGAGGAGAACGUCCCUGACAAAUACGCUUGCUACGUCUGCCGAGACCCACCAGGUCAGAGGCAGAGCCUGCGGUACUGGUAUGAUCGUGAUUGGCUGAGCAGGGGUCACAUGUACGGUCUGUCCUUCCUGGAUGAAAACUACUCCCACCAGAAUGCAAAGAAGAUUGCAGCAACACACCAGUUACUAGGAGACGUCCACCGUGUGGUGGAGGUGCUCAAUGGCCUGCAGCUCAAGAUGAGCAUCCUACAUACCCAAACCCACCCGGACUUGCGGCUGUGGUGCCAGCCCUGGAAGCGGGCAGAGAGGCCCUGGAGGAGAGACGGCUCGGGGACGGGCACUGACGCAGCACCGUCUCCAGCGCCAACAGACGAGGGCUCAGAGAGGGACCACAAGAGUCUUGCGCGUGGGGGAGCAGAAGCUCUGAUGUCAGCCGCCAUGGAGAAGCUCAGUCGAGCCUCCUCUUCCGCCUUCUCGCCAUACCAGUCGUUCCAGGACUCUUACAUUAUGAGUGAGCACUGCUACCAGAAGCCGCGGGCGUACUACCCUGCGGUGGAGCAGAGGCUGGUUGUGGAGACCACACGGAGGGGCUCUGAGCUGGAGGACAGCCUGAGGAGUACUGAGGACCUCCUGGAGAGAGAGCAGCGCUAUGGAGGCAUGCUAGAGACAGCCAGGCCCAAAGCCCACACACACCUGAACACACACACCAAGGGUUCAGAUGUUGGUCGCUGGGGCCAUGCCGAGGUGAAGAUGGAGGGAGGGGACGGAGACGGCAGUAGCCAGCAGCACCAGUGGCAGAUCAACCUGCUGGAUCACAUAGAUGCCGUACAGGAAGAGGUCACUCACAGGAUGGACUUCAUUGAGAGGGAGCUGGAUGUGUUGGAGAGUUGGCUGGACUACACAGGGGAGCUGGAGCCCCCAGAGCCUCUGGCCCGCCUGCCUCAGCUUAAACACAGCAUGAAGCUGCUGCUAACAGAGCUGGCUAAGGUGCAGCAGAUUGCCCUGUGUUGCUCCACAUGAGGGAGCCAGUGAGCAGUGUGACAUCCAUAUUCACAGACCAACACAGCACUCCCAAGAGACAAUGCAGUGGAGAGCAGCCACUCACAGGUCUAUCUAUGGCAUAUGGGGGUUGGACUGAGGAGAAAUGACCAGAUAAUUAAAUGCAAAUGCACUUUCAGUAUACCGCAGACUAGUGGGAGCAUUUCAUGGCAUGGGGUAAAAUGCUUGAGGAUGACAGUUGGUGUUCCUCUGUAAGGCCUCUAGUCUGUACAGGGAAAAGCCCACAUAAUGGAAAUGUGCUGUAUCGUGGUCAUUGCAGUAGGUAAUGGAUGGAGUCAAUACAAGAGAGAACAAACGGGGACAGUUUAUGAUCGGAUGGGUUUUGUUGGUGCAAACCUGCAUCAUAUUAAUGCCUUGGUCUGAGGUUUUGUUUGAAGCUUGCUGUCAUGCACUCCACAAAUUGAUGAGCUGUACUAUGUAUUCAAAGACCUCACCUGAACGUCUGAUAGACACACUGUCAAUAUUCAUAAUGACAGCUUUUGGAAACACUGUCCUUGGAGCCAUAUUUUGCAACUCUUUUUUCCUGUCUCAAUAUUGUAAAGUACUUAGUCAAUGAUAAUCUCGCAUAAUUAUUAAGCUUAUGUUUGCUGAUCAUGUGGAUUGUUUUACAGAGCACAACCUUAAUAAGGUUAUAAAUAGGGUGUGACAAUACAAACUAUAUUCUUAUAAUGGCACUGUAUAGAUAAGAUUAAUCUUUCAGAUUUUACGUAGUGAAUUUUUACUUGGUCUGUAUUAUAGACACUGGAGGGACAGUACACAGUUUGAUGACGAGUGACGUUUCUGGAUUUUUGUUUUCAUAUUGUUUAAAUGUGGUUUCUUUCCAAAGCUAAUGUCACUUGUAUUUUGUUGGAUUCCGUGCAUCUUCUCUUCUAUGCUAUUCACUCUCGUCUCGCGAGUUCCUGCCCUACUACUUUGCAGAUGCAUACCAGAUCUUAGACCUGCAAUAGGUGUAACAUUUUAGCUAACCACCUCGUAUGAUAUAGCAAUCUGGUGCCCGACUGCAGUCUGACUUGGCACACAGCCAUUGGUAGAUGCAGUGCAACGCCUGCCCUGCACAUCUAGUCGUGCAGGAACUCGACCUUUAACUUUUCUUCACUGUAGCCUUUGACUUUUGGCUUACUGCAAAUGUUUGUGGAGAUGUCUGCUACAACCUCAGCAUUUUGUGUUCUGUUCUCAGUGGAAGACUUGUAACAGAUCCACGAUUUUCCUUUUCUUGUAUUGUUUUAUCUGUACUGUUUAUUUGCAAUAUUUUGUAUUUCUUGUGUAAAUACAUCUGAAUGUUUCCUGGGAUGACUUUGUAUUGAUGGUUAUUUUUAAACAUAGCCCUCCAAAGAGCCAUACUGUACUAGUGGGUCAACCAGGUGAAGAAUCAAACAAGAUGGUGAAAAAUUGCAACAGAUAUGCUGGUACAUAAAUACACUAUCUCUCAUUGAUAUAUUUGGAAAGUAUACAGACCCCUUGACUUUUUCCAUAUUUUGUUACAUUAUAGCCUUAUUCUAAAAUUGAUUU
Molecule: messenger RNA, 5816 nt
Organism: Oncorhynchus mykiss (rainbow trout)
Lineage: Eukaryota; Metazoa; Chordata; Actinopteri; Salmoniformes; Salmonidae
Source: RefSeq, a predicted model, not a curated record